AUUAAUCAAUGUGGUGUUUUUAUUUUUUAUUUUUAUCUAAAAGCUUGGACUUUGGGGGGGCUAAAUGCAAUUUACUCGGAAAACUGAGAUGAAAAUAAAAAAGGGAUGGUAACUGGGUUUUCUUCUUCGUCGUCUCUCCUUUUAAAAAGAGUAGGGUGUACGAGGUUGUGGAGUUUUUAACUUCAAAAAUCGAAAGAACUCUACGAACACUACUAAUGAAUGGCUGAAAACAUUAGUCAAGUAAAGGCUACAGACACGGGAGCUUUGAGAGUAGAACAAAAACCAUCUGAUGAUGACGUUGUACAGUUGCCAAUCAAAGAAAAAGAAGGAGAAGAAGAAAUCAAAUUGAAAGCUAAAGAGGAUAUGAAGCCAUGGGAGCAGCAUUCAGCUGUGAUUAGCAUCCCCCGGUUUGAUUACAAUGCCCCUUCUUCCAUCCUCAAUCAUUCUCACUCUGGUUUCCUUGUUACCUGCCCAAUCAGUUAAGAUUUUUUAGUUCCUCCCUUUUCUUCGGGUGAUUUUCGCUUUUUUUUUUUUGAUUUUGUUCGUUUAAAACAUGUUUUCCUGCUUGCUCACCGUUCGAAUCUUUUAGCUUCUAUGUAGCUUUAUUUUUUUUUUGGUAUCGAUUUUGUAUAUUAACGUGUAUAUUGUUGCCAUUUCUUUACUUGGAUGAGCAUGAUUUAAUGACUUUGAGACAAUAAUUAGAAGAAAUUAGUAUUUGCUUAUGGUGGGAAUAUGACGAAAUUAUUGUGGAUUUGCUUCAAACGACCAAAAAUUUGCUCACCUUUUCCUUCUUCGUCCUGAAUUUUGCUGAUGAAAGAAUGAGCUUUGUAGUCGUUAUCUGGCUGCUUGUUUUUUUGGUUUGCUGUAGAGAAGUCCUUUAGGAUUAAGUUUGGAGAACUUCUUUAGAGUUAAGUGAGAGAUAUUCUAACGCGUCUAUUCUUUUUUAUACACAUAUAGGUAUUCAUUAAAUUUCGUUUCAAUUAAAUUAAAUGUCAUCUUCUCUACAUUGGUGCAUCUAAAUUCUUUUGGUGAUUCUGUAUGGAUAAUAAUGUUUCUUUGCUUUUGUAGAGAGGGAGAAAAGCGCAACAAAAGAAGCCAUGUUAAUUUUUGAGAAGUACAUCUUACCUUUAUCUGAUGUGAAUGAAGAAGGUUCCAAAAGUCUGGAUCCUAAAAUCUCAACAAAGCGUAGGAGAAUCUGUGGAAGCACUGAGAAUGUACUUGACAGUGAUACGGAGAGCAAAGAUGGGAAAUGUGUACUACCAGGUUCACAAACGGAAUCAAGAACUAGUGAUAACGAAACAAGUAGUUUUCUUUCUCUUGUUAAGUUGAUACGGAGUGGUCUGCUUCUCUUCAUCUUUCCGAAGGAUAACGGCCCAGCUGUUGUUGAUAUUGUAUCCAAAAUCAUUGAGUCCAGGGAGAGCGGGAGUCUCAAGUCACCGCAAUGGUGCCAUCGAAUAUUCCCCAUCCAAUCUACUUGUAAUUUGGAGGAGAAGGAAUUACACAGUGUUGUUUCAAAGCUAGUUCAACAGUUUGUAACAGAGGAAAGGAUCAAAGUUGCAGAGCCAGUAAAGUUUGCAGUUGGUUAUAGUAGCAGAGGCAUUGAGGAGAAUGAGAUGAAGCGUGUCCACGAAACGUCAAGUGGUUCCAAUGGGUCAGCUCUGCUAGACCGCAGCAAAUGUUUUAGCAUUGUGGCAGCUGCUGUCAAAGAAGUCAUUCCAGAUUCAGUUGUGAAUCUGAAGUGCCCAGAGAUUGCUGUGCUGGUUGAGGUUCUGCCACUGUCUGGGAUACCAAACGAGAGGGUCAUGGUUGGAGUAUCUGUUCUUCCGCAAAUGCUUGUUAGUGUAAAACCGCGACUAUGUAUCAAAGCAUUGGUCCAUGAUGGUAAGGCUGGGAAUGAGAAGAAAAAGAAGUGAUUAUUUUUGGUUCUCUGACUUCACGUUUGGUUGAUUUUUCACAGUUCAUAGCACAAGUAGGCAGGUUUUACGCUUAUUUUCCUCUUGUAAUUUUGACCAUUGUUUAGGAAAUCGAAUUUUAUAACCCCAACUUGGGACGUAAACCCAAUUGGUCAGUAGGAGUGCAUAAAGAAUUGGCUCAACAUCAUCAUAUCAAAAAAUCAUAAUGCUGUAGAUUGAUCUAGAUUAACAGCAACUGAUGAAGAA
Messenger RNA from Oldenlandia corymbosa var. corymbosa, 2159 nucleotides. NCBI's taxonomy places the organism in Eukaryota, Viridiplantae, Streptophyta, Magnoliopsida, Gentianales, Rubiaceae. The record is from the annotation of a GenBank genome assembly.